This is a messenger RNA of Uranotaenia lowii, 603 nucleotides long. RefSeq lists its product as uncharacterized. The transcript has 2 exons. NCBI's taxonomy places the organism in Eukaryota, Metazoa, Arthropoda, Insecta, Diptera, Culicidae. The coding region runs from base 1 to 603 and encodes 200 amino acids. The record is from RefSeq and is a predicted model, not a curated record.
AUGAACACCGCGACAAGUCAAUGUAAUCAUGGUAGCGAAGAUCUGAAACAACUUGUGGCGGAACAGACGCCGUUGGAGGAAAAGAAGAAGUUGAUGGAGAAACACUUCAGCAUUCUCGAGGAGUUGGUCGAUCUCGAAGACGAAGAAACAGCGGAAGAAGAAGUGGACGCUGACGCAAAGGUACAGAACUGGUUGGGCGCCGCUGGAGGCAAGUGCCAAGAAGAAGGACCAAGUGAAGAAGAAGUUUCCGGGAACGAAGAAGAUGAAGACAUCGAGGAAACGGAUUUCAGCGAUGAUUCCGAAGAAAAAGAGCAGGAAGACAGCAGCGAUGGUUCCACGGAGGACGAGCUGGGACGGAAUAAUAAUUCCACCUUCAAUCCCAAGGAUCGUUUUACACCAGCGAAGAAAGGCGUAAGCAAACUGAGAAAGCAGCAGCAGCUAUCGAUCAAACCGAAGCCUGACGCGCGAUCAACUCACUGCCCGCCACACAGUCGCAAAGGACCUGCCCAUCUUCUCAAGGAAUCCCGAAGAUGUUUCUCUCCACGUACGAAAGCACGACUCGCAUGUGCGGUUACACAGAGGAAGAGAAUAUGCUGCGACUGA